Meloidogyne enterolobii is the source of this 1458-nucleotide messenger RNA. Lineage: Eukaryota; Metazoa; Nematoda; Chromadorea; Rhabditida; Meloidogynidae. The record is from the annotation of a GenBank genome assembly.
UUACCCAUUCUAAAUUAUCUUGAUAAAUAUUUUACGUAUGGUUUCUCUGUUGUAAUUCUGCCUAAUCCCUUCCAGUGCUUGGUAUGGCUCCGGAGCCGGAGCUAUGAUUUUGAAAGCCCGGGGCCGGAGAUACCCAGCACUAAUCCCUUCCCUACUUACUAUCUCAAACUUAUUAAUUAAUAUUUAAUUAAGCAACAACACUUCCAAAAUUUCCAAACUCUAUAAAAUCACGCCUCGCAUGAAUAUAGUAGUAAAUAAGACUCUAAUGUCCCUUCUCUCUCUCUUUAAUUGGAAUUUUGACCAAAAAUUUGUUGAUCUUUUUUACUUAGUAUUUUAAUUUUUAUUUAUAUAGCAUUUAACUAUCACAACCAAAAAGGAUCGAUUUUAGAGUAAUUGUUUAUUGUUGACUUGACUAUUGUAAAAAGUAUCGGCAAGAAACUUCUUUUUUCUUGCCGAUUUUCUUUUGAAGAUAACAAAAAGACCAAAGGUUAUAAAGGCAAAAAGUAAUUAUUAAAUAGUUUUUCCCUUUUUUGCGGAAUUGUUUUUUUCUUUGUUAGAAAAUUUAAUUUAUUUAUUUUUAUUGUCGACAAUCCCUCCUCCAUGUUCCUAGAAACUAUAAAAUUCUUUUUGAAAAAUUGUGCUUUGUUUUGAAAAUUCUCUUUUUUUUUCUUUACUCUUCCAUACUUCGCAACAUUUUUUCUUUAUUUAUUUAUUCAAUUUUCCCGCAACAUUAUCUCCAUGUGUGUUCAACUCCUUGAAACCGCGGCAAGGGCUAAAUUCAAUAAAUUUUAAUCUUGCUUCAAAAUUUCGGUGUAGCUCAGCUUAAGACGCUCCUCAAUCUUUUUUAUGUUUUUUUAUAAUUUCCAAGUUUUACUAAAAUAUUCCACUUUUUCAUAAUCAUUACUGUUUUUUAGUUUUCUUCAUUUUUAUAUAAAUCCUCCACGUGUCAGAAUAGGUGUAUGUAUCCUUCCAAAACUCCGUCCACAUUAAAGUAAAAAUCCAUCCAUUUCACAUAAAAUAAAUUUCUAGGCAAUGGAUAACUUAUAGCCAUAGACGACACAUAUUUUAAUUUUCGGUAAAUUUAGACGGUAUUUUUUACUCAAUUUUUGGACAAUGUUUUGUCUGGAGGGUGUUUUGCCCCUUACCCUUUCUCUUUUUUUAAUAACCCCCCCCCCCUUACUCCUCCCCCCUUUAUCAAUUUUCCUUUUCCCAAAAAAAAAUAUUAAAUUUUAUUUUUGGCAUUUAAUCUUUGGACAUUUUGUCCAUUAUUUUUUGCAAGUCUGGACUUGUCUUUCACCACAUAUUUUACUCCUUCCAAAUAUUUAUGUGUCCAUCUUUUAUUUGUUUACACACCAAAAAUUGAUUACUCCGCAAAUUGUGGGAGAAAAGGGGCCAUUAGUGUCUCUCAACGAAUUUUUCUUUUUUCCAUCAAAAUUCUUUUUUUAUUCCAUACUCUAG